Molecule: messenger RNA, 846 nt
Organism: Effrenium voratum
Lineage: Eukaryota; Dinophyceae; Suessiales; Symbiodiniaceae
Source: the annotation of a GenBank genome assembly
AUGAUUACCGUCCCGGAACUUGCGGCAGACGCUCUCGGCGAUUUCCUGACAACCUAUGUUCAGCGCCGUUUCGGCCGCUCGGAUCCGGAACUUGCCGAACUGUUACCGUCUAUUGCACGCAUCGCGCUGGAGUGUAUCGGCAAUAGCGACGCGCUUUAUCACAAUAUCGAGCACACAAUGCUGGUGACGCUGGCCGGGCAUGACAUUCUGCGCGGCCGUGCACUCCAUUCGGAUAUGGCCCCGACCGACUAUGCACAUGUCAUCGUUGCCUGCCUUACCCAUGAUAUCGGUUAUGUGCGUGGUAUCUUGCCGGAAGACGAAGACAAUCGCUUCGUCAUUGAUCCUGCCGGCGACAAAAUCAAAUUGCCGCGCGGCGCGUCGGAUGCGUCGCUGACACCUUAUCAUGUCGAUCGCUCCAAACUCUUCGUACAUCAUCGUCUUGCGGGCAACAGCCUUCUCGACCCUGAGCGCGUUGCAACUGCAAUCGAAGGCACCCGGUUUCCAAACAGGUUUCCGGAUGACGGCGAAACACUGUGCGAAGAAGCAAAUUUGUUGAGAGCUGCCGACUUUAUCGGUCAGCUUGGCGACCCGCACUAUAUUCGCAAGGCGAAUGCCCUCUUUUAUGAAUUCGAAGAAUCCGGUCUCAACAAGCAACUCGGCUAUGACACCCCGGCUGACCUGGUGCAUCUUUAUCCGCAGUUCUACUGGAACAGCGUUGCACCCUACAUACAAAAGGCAAUCGACUAUCUGAAAAUCACGACCUCCGGGCGCCAGUGGAUCGCCAAUCUUUAUUCCAAUCUGUUGCUGGCCGAAAAGGACAUGGCGCUUCUGGGGCCGCAACGCUAG